This is a messenger RNA of Triplophysa dalaica, 5002 nucleotides long. It is a transcript of the gene erf, whose product is annotated as Ets2 repressor factor. Gene Ontology annotation, cellular component: nucleus. The transcript is spliced from 5 exons. NCBI's taxonomy places the organism in Eukaryota, Metazoa, Chordata, Actinopteri, Cypriniformes, Nemacheilidae. The record is from RefSeq and is a predicted model, not a curated record. The coding region runs from base 540 to 2417 and encodes 625 amino acids. Gene Ontology annotation, molecular function: DNA-binding transcription factor activity, RNA polymerase II-specific; sequence-specific DNA binding. Gene Ontology annotation, biological process: cell differentiation; regulation of transcription by RNA polymerase II.
AGGAGGAGGAGAAGGAAAAGGAGGAGGGAGGGGGCAGACGGGAGAGAGAGUUGCACGGAGUGAGUGGAAAAAGAAAAGUCCGUGGAAAGAGAGGGAGAAAAGUGGAUGAUACCCUUUUUCUCUCUCUUCUUGUGUUUUGAUUUUUUUUGGGAGCUUCGCCAUGUGUUUCAACGCGAAUGAUUGAAUAUGCAACUUCGCAGCGAACGCAACAGAGUAACACGGAGUUCGGAACGGACACGGCGCUUCUCUAUCGGCACGACGCGAUCCGAUAUCUGACCGUAGCGACUCUGCCCGGCCACCAGGCAACGACGAGCGUCUCCUCCACGUUGGGGAGGAAAAACAAAACCAGAAAAGUCCAAACAAACUGCGGGAGGACGAGCAAAGGGGCUGGAUCUUAGCGGGAGCGGAGGAGGAAAAGUUUACAGAGGAGUUUUGUGCGCGAGAUCACCGAGAGGCUUAUUUCAUCUCUCUCUCUCUUUCUCGCUCUAUCUUCUUUCUCAGUUAGCACGACUGCUAACGAAGCGGCUACACUCGCAAACAUGAAGACCCCGGGCGAUACGGGGUUUGCCUUCCCAGACUGGGCCUAUAAGCCGGAGUCGAGCCCUGGGUCCAGACAGAUCCAGCUGUGGCACUUCAUCCUGGAGCUGUUGCGAAAAGAGGAGUACCACGAUGUCAUCGCCUGGCAGGGAGAUUACGGAGAGUUUGUCAUCAAAGACCCGGACGAGGUGGCACGACUAUGGGGCGCCCGCAAGUGCAAGCCGCAGAUGAAUUAUGACAAGCUCAGCCGAGCACUCAGAUACUACUACAACAAAAGGAUCUUGCACAAAACCAAAGGGAAAAGAUUCACCUACAAGUUCAACUUCAACAAGCUUGUGCUGGUCAACUACCCAUUCAUUGACAUGGGCUCUGCAGGUUCUGGUGUUCCACAAAGUGCUCCGCCUGUCCCCUCCGGCAUCAGCAAUCAUUUCCGUUUUCCUCCAUCUACCCCGUCUGAUGUCCUCUCUCCCAGCGAGGAACUGCGCAGUCCUGGUGUAUUCAGUGCUGUGGCUCGACGUAUGGCUCGCGGCUCAGUCUCCGACUGCAGCGAUGGGACCUCCACCAACUCCGAGCUUGAGGAAACUGGCAUGGCUCCCGGAGACGACCGCCCGGCUGAUCGUGCCUUUAGAAACCUCCUCCACCCGCGUUUGUCCCAUGAUUCCUUGUUCCGUGUCUACGGCGCACCGCCCAACCCAUCCGGGCUGCCCAGAAGCGGGCCCCACGCACCUCAACAUCGGGUGCACUCUGAACCCCUUUCCCCCUUCCCAGUGUCCCCUCUCCCAGGCCCCGGAGGCUUGAUGGGUCCUGCUCUUUCCCCAGCGCUGUCUAUGACCCCAGGCUCUCACAUGGGCUACACACCCUCCCCAUCUCUGUCACCCAUGCUGGGCUCCCACUUCUCCUUCAACCCAGAAGACAUGAAGCGGUACCUGCAAGCUCACACUCAGAGUGUCUACAACUACCACCUGAGUCCCCGUGCAUUCUUUCAUUACCCCAACAUCAUCGUCCCACAACCCCAGCGUCCAGACAAGGGGCUUGGAGGGCCAGCAGGUGUUGGUCCACAUCUUUCAAGUCACCCUCUGCAUCACCAGCCUGAGGAGCAUAAUCUAUCUCCAUUCAAGUUUAAACUACAGCCACCGCCACUGGGUCGCAAACAGAGAGAUGGGCCAAAUCAUACUGGAGCAGGGCUUUCAAAUCAUGGAGGUGCGACUGCUUCCUUCUCAUACAGCGGUGAGCCUGGUUCUGUUUCUGGGCAAGGGUCAAACUCUGCCUUAUCUGCAAUGAUGGCUAACAGCACAAACCUUGCCGGGCCCCCGAAGAUCAAGGUGGAGCCUAUGUCAGACAUGGAGUCCGAGGAAGAAGUCGAAGUCACUGACAUCAGCGAAGAGGAGCACGAAGACGACGAUUGUGACGUAUUUUCCCCACCUCACCCCAACGGUUUCCUGGCCCCUCCUCCGAGCCACGAUCGAAUGACCGACGAGGAUGAUCUCGACGAAGAUGUCUUCAAGACUCCCGCUGCCCCUACCUCAGUGGUUGGGCCGACCCUUUUGGGUCUUAAAGCAGAACCCAGGGAGCUGAACCUGUGCCAGGGUGCUCCGAUCAGCCCCGGGGGUACACUCUGCAUCCCUCUGAAGCUGCGUUUUAAACGCCGCUGGAGCGAAGACCAACGGAUGGAGGCAGAAGCCGAAGAGGCUGAGGACAAGAAGAUCAGGGCUGAGGGCGAGGAGCCUCCCCAGGAGGUGGAGGCUAUACUGGGGGAGAAAAACGGAGAGAGAGGAAGUCCUGAAAGUUUGGCUGCGCCCCUAGGGACAGGCAAGAGAAGGGUGAGCUCGGAGCUACAGCGAGCGACAGCACAGCUAUCUUUAGAAAACAACGUUUGCUAAAGAGACGUCCUCAGACACAAAUGAAUCAACACAGAGCUGUCCUCUUGAAGUGCUGAAGGCGACAUUUGCUCUAUACAUUCGAGUCGCCUUUAGAAGUUUCACAUAGACUCAUCAAUUUAGAAGACCAUCAGUCUCUGUAACCACAGGUUCAUUCACUUCAAAGUGUUGCGACACUAAGAAUCCCUAAUACUGACAUAGUCUCUUAUGAAUUUUAAGUAACUGGGCCCCUCCCCCACGUUUAGCCGGAGCUCCUCCCUUAAAUUACUCAAUCCUUCCUGUUGCUUUCUAGACUAACACCACAUGAACGGUCUCAUUCAAGCCUGGAUUCUCUCUCAAAAACUCGAUGCCUUCAAAACAAACUCACGAGAUUACAGAAGUGCCUAAACUAAACAUUGAUGCACCCCUGUAGGACAGGCAGUGAUGUGGUAACGUCAUAAUGAAUUGUUCUCCUCUCCAAGUGUUUCUUCUCCUUGUCAUUCAUGCCCGUGGAAUUCGAGGUCACGGGGUCAGGGGCCAGUGGACAUUCUACGCUUAAAACAGACACUUUGUGAUAGAGAAAAAUGAGGGAGGAUGCCAGCCCACCCUUCAAUUUUGCAGUAAUGGAUGCUCGUCUCGAGGUGAUGCGUUUUUUUUUAUCGCACGCCAAGAUUCACAUCCCUAUCCAGACAUUUCAACAACCAACUUGCCUUUUACCGUCAAACCAAGAUCGUCAAUUUUCAUCACUGCCUUUAGAGUCACCAGCAAAAUGCUGCUUUCAAUGCUGCGGUGUCCAAAAAUGGCUCAAGACACUACGUACUCCUGCUUUUCAGCGAGCUCGGCCUCAGCAAAUGGGACCAAUUGACAACAUCUUAACGUAUCUUACACGUGUAUAUACAUUGAGGAUUAGUUUUAUAUAUGUAAGUCCAUCUUCAUGACCACCAGCUGAAAUGCAAAUUAUGGAUUGUGUAUGACUAGUCCUGUUAUUUAUUUUAUUUUUUAUAAACUGUGUUACCCCUGUGGGAAGGUAGGAGGCAUCAUAUAAGUGCAGGUGAUUUUGAAGCUUCAGACAUGGUUUUAGCAUUGUAAAUGUUGCUAGAACCAUUUAUAGAACUGUAUACACCCCUGUUUUUGUAAAGAAAGGAAGUCGUCAUGGUUUGAGGGCCGUAUAUCUCAGGCGGACCUCAUCAUACACUGUUCCGCUAUUAAACACGUUGUGUUUUGAAUAGGAAGACAUCUAAUGAACAAAAUAAUGGUGCCUUUUUAUGUACAAACAGAAGACUGACUUGCCCAAUGCUUUUAAAUGGGUUGCUUUUAUUGAUACAUACAAGCUCAAUCACACAGACGAGGCCUUGUAAAAAUGACCCCAGAUUCUGCUAUUAUGCCUUAUUUAGUUUUAUACAUUAAAAGAAAAAAUUGCAUUAGAGUCCAUAUAUUCUCUCACUUUAUUGCGUUAAUCGUAUAUAUUUGAUAAAGUAAUUGCAGGUUUUGAUGAGAGUUAUAUUUCUGGAAGUAAAUCUAUAUCAAAGUUAUACAUAGUGUAGUUAAGGCCCCUGCAAUGCUUUACGGUAAAAAAAAGUGUUGUGCGCAGAGCUUAAUUGACCAAUCAUAGUGAACCUCGUCAUUAUAAGGUCUACGUAUAGUUUAACGUUGUGUCGUAUCUGCAUUCUUUGUCCCCUACAGUGUUUUAGUUGUAGAGGAUCACGUUUUAUCCAAGAUCGAACGCGUGUCACUAUUUGGCUCCGCUCUCAAACAUGCGUACGCCGUUGUCAUACGGUUACGACCAGCACCGUUUGUAGCAAAAUGCAGGGAUGUCUUUGUCAAGACCACGACUUCAAGAAAGGGAACCUCACUUUAGUAAACUGACAGAUCUAGAAAGCGGACAAACGCUUAGCCCUCAUCUGAAGAGGAAAUAGAAGGACCUGACACACUCAGUUUGUUUUGGUUUACUUUGCUGUUUUUGGAUUUUGUUCUUCUGUCUGGCGGCCUUAAACCGGUUCAGUAUCUGUAUUUCAACUGACAGCUGCCUUAUUCAUAUUUGUUAAAUAUAUUUUAUCCGUCUCUCUUUUUUCAAUAUUAACAGUGCUGUUUUAUUAUAUAUAUUUUUGGUUAUAUUACCAUUUACCGUUUUUAAUGUUGAUAUUAUUGCUUGUAUUUUUCGUUUGUAUCCUUUGCCUGAAUUUUAGCCUUUUGAGAUGAACAUUUUAUCAAAGCGCUGCCCUUUACCAUGAUAUAAGUGCUCACCGCAACGCUCUGGCUGUGUACUAAUGCUGGUUUUAUUUGUAAUUACGAAAACCAGGUUUAGGGGGCGGGGUGGUAUUAUUACAUAAUUUCUCUUUUAAUAUGUUCUUUUUUUUGUAAUAUGUACAUAUAUAUAUUUUCCAUUUUGGGGGAUGAUUUAUGAAAGACUAUUAUUUCUUUGUGUUCAUGGUCUCUCUCAUGCUUUUCUUCUUUCCAUCUUUAUCUCUCAACAGUUAUGUAAUACUUGUAAAGAGAGACGAAACUUGACAUCACGAGGAACCAUGUAUACUUUCUAGUUUCCCAUGUGGUUUAUUUUGAUCUUGUAAUUAAAACUGUAAUCAGGGUUCAUUAAAACAGGUUAAAGAGGA